Messenger RNA from Myodes glareolus (Bank vole), 1372 nucleotides. Lineage: Eukaryota; Metazoa; Chordata; Mammalia; Rodentia; Cricetidae. The record is from RefSeq and is a predicted model, not a curated record.
CCGUUUGGGGAGUCUGGGGGGCGGGUAAGAGGGAGGAGGGAGAAAGCCUGGCUAGGUCUUUGGGAUUAUUUUUUUUCCCCUUCUUUCCCUCUCUCUCUUUCUGGAGGGUGUGUGUUGCCCCCUCGAAGUGAAGGAAUUUUGCUCCAAAGCGAGCUGGGACCGAAGACUCUAGGCUAAGUUCUCUCUCUAUGUAGAUGGUGUCAGGGAGCGAAGCUACUGACCGAGCUGCUGUUACAUCUGCUCCUUACUGCCUAAGCCCUCUGGAACUCUCUCUGUUUCUUGGCUUUGCUGGUGAGCACGCCUGGAAAAUUAGCUGAAUUGUACAUCAGACAUCCACCCACUUGGUGGGUAAAGUGUCAGGUGCCAAGACUCACUUCUGCCCUUCCUGAACGUCGUCGAGUUCUGCUUCACCAGGAAUUAUGGAUGUAAAGGACCGACGCCAUCGCUCUUUAACCAGGGGUCGGUGUGGCAAAGAGUGUCGCUACACCAGCUCCUCUCUGGACAGUGAAGACUGCCGUGUGCCCACACAGAAGUCCUAUAGCUCCAGUGAGACCCUGAAGGCUUAUGACCAUGACAGCAGAAUGCACUAUGGAAACCGAGUGACAGACCUGGUGCACCGGGAAUCCGAUGAGUUUUCCAGACAAGGGACUAACUUCACCCUGGCGGAGUUGGGGAUUUGCGAGCCCUCCCCUCACCGAACUGGUUACUGUUCCGACAUGGGGAUCCUCCACCAGGGCUACUCCCUGAGCACUGGGUCUGAUGCCGACUCGGACACCGAGGGAGGAAUGUCUCCAGAACACGCCAUCAGACUGUGGGGACGAGGGAUCAAGUCCAGACGCAGCUCCGGUCUGUCCAGCCGCGAGAACUCAGCCCUUACUCUGACUGACUCGGACAAUGAAAACAAGUCGGAUGACGACAACGGUAGGCCGGUUCUGAACUACGUUGGCAUGCUCUGUACAUCCUGGUGUGGGGACUUGGGGUUCCUUCUUGUUUGCGUUUGUUUGUAAGAGAUUUAAUCAACCUUGUCUCUCCAGGCCGAGCCGGGAACAAAAUAAACGAGAUACCUUCCAGCCCACAAAGGAGAUGAGAUCUUUUUUUAAAAGCACAUUUUAAUGGUAACCCAGUAUUCAAGUGUAGUCAUCUGGUUCUUAUUAGCAAGUAAAUAACCGGGCAAACGAGGAGGCCUGAUACACUUUAAAAAUGUCUGCUUCCCCAAAUUUCUAGGUCUCGGUAUUGAUUCCAUUUCCCAGUAAUAGCAAUCUAGGUUUGCUUUUGACAUUUUUGUGUUUUUGCUUUUUAUCCCCCAAGAUGGUCAGUGAAGAACCCUAUCUUGUCUUCCCCUUUCAUUUCCAGACAGUGCCUCAUAUCCUUA